CAAUUAACUGUAUCGCAAUGGAACUUUUUUAUGUUUCCAGGAGCGAAGACUUCAUUUAGUCGCUUGCGAUGUUUGUAUGUCGAUAAUCUUAAUGCUAAUUCAAUCAUAAAUUCCGCUGUUACUGUUGUUCCUGAACUUACGGAAAUUACCAUUCGCAUGUACACUAAGAACUUCAAGAAUAGGCUCACUACUAUGACCUAUUCUGAUGCAUUGCUUCCAAAGUCUUCAUUAUACAUGCUUAAAUCAUUUCCUAAAUUGGAACGUUUUAACAUUGUCGAAGGCCAGCGGACAAAAUGGAGAUCAUUUAACGCCAGCUCAUUUCUUAUUUUUAUUGGUCAUAAACUUCCCAAAACAGUCAAGCAUUUUUGCUUCGACAUCAAUUGCGAAUUUUCUACCAAUGCUCUUAAAGAAUUUCUUGAUAAUACAGCAAGUCAUUUAACCUCUUUAUCAUUUGCCAGAUCCAAAAAAUUCUCUCGUGAUCAUCUUGAUGUUAUCUGUAAACACAAAGAUAUUCAUAUCGAAAUGUUAGACAUAUCAAGUUCAAAAAUAACAGAUAAGUCCAUUUUAGACAUGGCAACAUCACAGAUCUCGACGGUUCGUUUUGAUUCCACCAUGAAAGGACAUGCUCCUAAUACUGAUGACAAAUUUCAAGAUCUUGAUGAUCCAUACUUCAGGCGCAAUUGGAGUGACUAUUAUAAUGAUGCGCGUGAUAGUAGCGAUUUUGAAAAUGAUACUGAUCUUGACAGUAGUGAUUUUGAAUUGAAUAAUAAUAGAUAU
Messenger RNA from Racocetra persica, 777 nucleotides. The record is from the annotation of a GenBank genome assembly. Lineage: Eukaryota; Fungi; Glomeromycota; Glomeromycetes; Diversisporales; Gigasporaceae.